GUUCUAAACAAAAUGGUAUGGUGAAUGGAAACCAGUCUAGUUCUCAUUUGGCGUGAGGUUUCACAUGGACGGAUGUUGUUGUUUCGCAGCACGUUUGUAAGAUAAAGAAAAUCGCAGCAAUUUAGAGCAAAAUGUCGGAUCAGGUCGGGCAGGACAACAAACCAGGGACCGAUUGCGAGAACGCAAAGGGAGCUGGCUCAUCAACCUCGGAAUCCAUCAAAAUCAAAGUCAGAGAUGAGGCGGGUAUGGAGGUCUUAUUCAGAGUCAAGAUGAACACGCAAAUGAGGAAAAUCAAAGAAAAAUACUGUGAGAAAGCGGAGAAGAACAUUACCCACAUUAGGUUUCUCUUUGACGGGGAGACGAUAAACGAUGACACGACACCGAAAGAGCUCGACAUGGAACCAGACGACAUCAUCGAAGUAGUCUCGGCGCAGACCGGGGGACACCGAACGCACCUUUACUGACCCUAACUGGUUUGAGAUAUUUUUCAACCUUUCUUCUGUCGUCACAUUUCACGCUGUAGGAUUUCUAUCCUUAACUUCACAGGAAGACAACGAUGUUAUCAUUCACGCAAAAUGUUUUUUUGUUUUUUGAAAUCCGGUAAUACAUUGGUUUUUAAAGGUGCAUGCCACUUUUGGUUAUACCUGUGCGAUUGGAGAUGGCAGUUGGGUAUAUACUCUGAGGGGUUGCCUUUAAUUUUGUCCAAAUAACGCACUUAUUUCUAGGUAGUCUAACAACUGUUGCAAUUCACCAACUGCUGCAAUUCAAAUAUGUUUUUUAAAAUUCUCUCCCUGUCAAAUUUCAUUAAAUUUACUUACGUUGUCAUCAGAAUGAUGGCACAUUUCGCAACAGCGGUUACACCAUCAUUGUUUUUCCUGCUCGAAUAUUUGAAUAUUUUGUCAGACCAGUUUCGAAUAACUGAGUAGUAGAUUAUUCGAAACUGAACAGCCCUGCAAAAUACACACUGAUAAGUGGGAAGCGUUGUAAAUAACCGUUUCCCCCCCCCCCCCCCAGACACAUUGUAUACCACUGUUCAAUCAGUACCAAAUUUUCAGAAUUUAUGGGAUAAUAAAGCGGUUUAUUAAAUAAGCACUCAAUUUUUUCUUCCACUGUCAAAUAAGUACACAUAAUAUAGAUUUCAAAAUGUGCAGGUCAAGAUGCAUUUCAGUUUUUGAAAAAAUUAAAAUGAAAUUUACUGGAAAAUAAUUACUGAAAAAUUAACUUUUUUUCUAAAAAGAGUUAAUUAGAAAAAGAAAAAGCAGAGGUUAUGGGUCGUUCAGUUGCUGUUUCAAGUCUUGGUCUGGUAACUGUAGGCAAGACAGUGCCAAAUACAUAGUCUGAAAUGAUUAGCACCCUACCAAGUUUAAUAGUGUUCAUGAGCUUUUGAGUUGGAAUAAGUAUUGAAAUAUCACCUCAGAUUUUUUAUGCAAUUUCGUCUUGAAUUUUUUUUUUUUUUUUUAAAUCUU
Messenger RNA from Patiria miniata (bat star), 1466 nucleotides. RefSeq names its product small ubiquitin-related modifier-like. The transcript is spliced from 5 exons. Gene Ontology annotation, cellular component: PML body; nucleus. Gene Ontology annotation, biological process: protein sumoylation. Bases 132 to 464 code for a protein of 110 amino acids. The record is from RefSeq and is a predicted model, not a curated record. Gene Ontology annotation, molecular function: protein tag activity; ubiquitin-like protein ligase binding. Lineage: Eukaryota; Metazoa; Echinodermata; Asteroidea; Valvatida; Asterinidae.